UGAGAGAAAGAGAGAGAAAGGGAGGGCAAAGAGACAUGUGACUUUUACAAGGGUACAAGGGGGUGAUUAUCAGUGCCCCUGAUCCUUGCCCUGUGUAUGCGGGCUUGGCGGGCGCUGAUUCUCUUUAGCGCAACGUCAUUUGAUAACGUUUUCGCGCAAAAGGGGCCGGGCCGUCUGAGGAUUGUGUGUGGCUUGCGGGUGCUGAACUGGUUUCGGUCAAGACACGCGAGAGUGGCGUCUUCUGGUGCUGCAUGGAAGGUUUCGGGGGAUGGCUUCGGUGUCUUUUCUAGAAAGAAAAACACGAAGCCGCGCAAGAAAGGAGGUCAACGGAGAGACAGGUUGACUGACAGCCUGCUUGCCAGACACCCGACAUCUGUCAACCACGAGGUUAUCACCGCUCAGACAGCUUACUCCCAGGUCCUUUAGCCGUACCGCCAUGCUGGAACGAGGUUGGCUGGGUAUGUACGGCAAUGAAUUGAGGAAAGUGGUAUCUGUUUGGCCCCUGGAAGACACUCUCUCACACGUGGAGAACAGCUUACUGCUGGGCAGGCGAGACACCCCACAUCAAGACCACCUUGCGCAACCAUGCCGUGCAGAUAGACAUGUCGGACCAAUCACGCCCGUCUGAAGCGCAAAAGAGCUCGUGGUUCGAUGUCUCUUCCCAGCCGCCAACCGGACGAAUUUGGUGGCAGAUCCGACACCUGUGGACGCCAACCUCGAGAGAGGAUGACGGGGCUCCAGUCGAGAUCCACAGAGAACAUCUAGACCCUGUUGAUCUCUCGUUUGGGGGUCGCUUUCUGGCUGCCGAUCACGUUUGGCGAUUUGAGCCUCUUUUCACCUCAACAUCUUCUUUAACAUCACUUUGCGCCGAGGCAGCUCGUUGACGAGCCUCAAGCAAGACACCUGCUCCUCAGAACAGGAGCCAUGAGCCAGCAACCAUGACUCUCUACUCGUCUCCGCCUCCGGCACGGCCCUUCAGCGAGGACAAGCCGACUCUCUUGACAUCGUGGUGGAUCACGCUGCUAUGUGCCUUCAUCAUCCUCCUCCGUCUCGUGGGGCGGUUUGUGCGGGUCGAGAAGCUGUUUGGAGAGGACAAGGUCGCCGCUCUGGUGUUGAUACCCCUCUUCCUGCGAAUGGCCUUUGUGCACCCCAUUCUCUUGUUUGGAACCAACAAUGUCGAGUUGAACGAUGAGCUGGACUUGUCGGACGAGGGGCUCCGGCGGCGGGCCAUUGGGAGCGGACUGGUGCUGAUCAGUCGUAUGCUGUACGCAGUGGUACUAUGGCUGCUCAAGCUGGUUACUCUCGAGUUCUUUGAUCGUCUGGUUGGAUCUUCUGGGAGGAACCGCUACACCUUGCUCCUUCGGUCGAUGCGCAUCGCUUUGGUCGCGACCUUUGUGGCGGUUGUCGUCAGUGAUCUUGCGGAAUGCCAGCCGUUCACAAAGUACUGGCAGGUCAGUCCGGACCCGGGACCGCAGUGUCGUCAGGGCUACGCAAACCUCCUCACAGCAUCAGUUUGCAACGCGGCUACCGACCUGCUGCUGGUUGUGUUCCCUGUGCCCAUUGUCAUACAAAGCCGACUGCCGAUGGGACACAAGUCGCUGCUGGUUGCCCUCUUUUGUCUCCACAUCUUCACGGUGGUGGUGACCAUCUGUCGGGUGCCUCAGAUCAUCAGCGAGCAGGGAUACCAAGCGACGAGGACGACAUGGGCUUCGGCCGAUAUCCUGAUGGCAACAUUUGCGGCCAACGCACUUACCAUCGGGACGUUUAUGAGAGACAAGGGUGUCAAGAAGAAGAAGUUCAAAUACGAGCCGACAGAGUCGCAAAACAGAAGAAACUCGAGGAAGGAUUCGAUGGCCAUCUCGAAGAAGCCGUCCUGGGAUGAGGAUGAUGACAUGGAGGCGGAUUAUUCUGAAGGAAAACGCGGAGGGCUGAGUCGUACAAAGACGCCCGACAUCUCCUCGACACCAGGAGAGGCCGAGCAAGCCAAGAGGGAGAUCAAGUCCCCCAGGGUGCACCACAGCAGUCGGUCAGCCAGCAUGGACUCGCUGAUUCCUAGGGGUCGACAGACACCUGCCACCCAAGUGGUCAAGACCACCACUUUUGAGAUGACAGUCUCGUCGUCUGAUGAUCAGGAACAUGUUCGGUGCAAAAAGGAAGCCCACGUAGGGCUCUGUCUGACCCCCAUUCACGGGGUGGUGACAGCGACGGCAAACGGACGAGGGAGGGGGUCCAGCAUCCUUCUUCGCGAGAUGAAACCGAUGCCAGACACUCACAACGAGGAGACGGAGCAGCAACAGCGCUGACGGGUAGAUGCGAGGCACCUUAACCUACGAUCAGUUUUAGUGUUUUUAGUGUUUACUUUCUGAACAUGAUGAUACCUACCUGA
Molecule: messenger RNA, 2386 nt
Organism: Podospora pseudopauciseta
Lineage: Eukaryota; Fungi; Ascomycota; Sordariomycetes; Sordariales; Podosporaceae
Exons: 2
Coding region: 939-2303 (454 amino acids)
Source: RefSeq, a predicted model, not a curated record